Messenger RNA from Elephantulus edwardii (Cape elephant shrew), 3364 nucleotides. RefSeq names its product SWI/SNF related, matrix associated, actin dependent regulator of chromatin, subfamily d, member 1 (gene SMARCD1). Gene Ontology annotation, cellular component: SWI/SNF complex; nucleus. The transcript is spliced from 13 exons. Lineage: Eukaryota; Metazoa; Chordata; Mammalia; Macroscelidea; Macroscelididae. Gene Ontology annotation, biological process: regulation of transcription by RNA polymerase II. The record is from RefSeq and is a predicted model, not a curated record. Bases 174 to 1721 code for a protein of 515 amino acids.
AGCACAGCCUUUUCCGCUAGACGCCCCCACUCUAGCCUACAGUCUCGCUGCCCUGAGCCUCCCGUGCCGGCCGGCCGGCCGGGAGGACUGGUGGGCGCUCGGGGGGCGCGCAAGGGGCGGGGGGAGUUCCGGUUCCGGUUCUUUGUGAAGCUGCAGCAGCGGCUCCGGGGAAGAUGGCGGCCCGGGCGGGUUUCCAGUCUGUGGCUCCAAGCAGUGGUGCCGGAGCCACAGGAGGGGCUGGCGCGGCGGCCGCCUUGGGCCCGGGCGGGACUCCGGGCCCCCCGGUGCGAAUGGGCCCGGCGCCGGGUCAAGGGCUGUACCGCUCCCCGAUGCCUGGAGCGGCCUAUCCGAGACCAGGUAUGCUGCCAGGCAGCCGAAUGACACCUCAGGGACCUUCCAUGGGACCCCCUGGCUAUGGGGGGAACCCUUCAGUUCGACCUGGCCUGGCCCAGUCAGGGAUGGAUCAGUCCCGCAAGAGACCUGCACCUCAGCAGAUCCAGCAGGUUCAGCAACAGGCAGUCCAAAACCGAAACCACAAUGCAAAGAAAAAGAAGAUGGCUGACAAAAUUCUACCUCAAAGGAUUCGUGAACUGGUACCAGAAUCUCAGGCCUAUAUGGAUCUCUUGGCUUUUGAAAGGAAGCUGGACCAGACUAUCAUGAGGAAACGACUAGAUAUCCAGGAGGCCUUGAAACGUCCCAUCAAGCAAAAACGAAAGCUGCGAAUUUUCAUUUCUAACACUUUCAAUCCGGCCAAAUCAGAUGCUGAAGAUGGGGAAGGGACGGUGGCUUCCUGGGAGCUUCGGGUAGAAGGACGGCUUCUGGAGGAUUCAGCUUUGUCCAAAUAUGAUGCUACCAAACAAAAGAGGAAGUUCUCUUCUUUUUUUAAGUCCUUGGUGAUUGAACUGGACAAAGACCUGUAUGGGCCAGACAACCAUCUGGUAGAAUGGCACAGGACCGCCACUACCCAGGAGACGGAUGGCUUCCAGGUGAAGCGGCCAGGAGACGUGAAUGUACGGUGUACUGUCCUGCUGAUGCUGGAUUACCAGCCUCCCCAGUUUAAAUUAGACCCUCGCCUAGCUCGGCUCCUGGGUAUUCACACCCAGACCCGUCCAGUGAUCAUCCAAGCACUAUGGCAAUAUAUUAAGACACAUAAGCUCCAGGAUCCUCAUGAGCGAGAGUUUGUCAUUUGUGACAAGUACCUACAACAGAUCUUUGAGUCUCAGCGUAUGAAGUUUUCAGAGAUCCCCCAAAGGCUUCAUGCCUUGCUUAUGCCACCAGAACCCAUUAUCAUUAAUCAUGUCAUCAGUGUUGACCCUAAUGAUCAGAAAAAGACAGCUUGUUAUGACAUUGAUGUGGAAGUGGAUGAUACCCUGAAGACUCAGAUGAAUUCCUUUCUGCUGUCUACUGCCAGCCAGCAGGAGAUUGCUACUCUGGACAACAAGAUUCAUGAGACAAUAGAAACUAUCAAUCAGCUGAAGACCCAGCGGGAGUUCAUGCUGAGUUUUGCCAGAGACCCUCAGGGUUUCAUCAAUGACUGGCUCCAGUCCCAAUGUCGGGACCUUAAGACUAUGACUGAUGUGGUGGGUAACCCAGAGGAAGAACGUCGAGCUGAGUUCUACUUCCAGCCUUGGGCUCAAGAGGCCGUGUGCCGAUACUUCUAUUCUAAGGUGCAGCAGAGGCGACAAGAACUAGAACAAGCUCUGGGAAUCCGAAAUACAUAGGGCUUCAUCCACAGCCCUGAUUUCGCUGCACCAAUCCUUUAUUUGGGCCCUGUGCUGCCUGCCCCAUGCCACCUGCCUUGGUCUUGGUUGGGGCCUCCCAGGGAAUGCUGCUGGUACAAGGACAAGACCAGGAUGAAGAGGGUCUCACAUUUCUGUCUUACAAGACGCCUGUUAUCCUCUUCUCCCACCCCAUCCCUUCCUACUCCCCAGCUUCCAUUUGUCCCAGAGUUCCCAUGUGCCUCUAUCCUUCCCUGGUCUACAUAGGACCUCUAGAUAGUGUUAGAGAGAGAACCUGUAGUGGUAAUCAGUGCCCAGAAUAGAUUGGGCCUAAGGUCAAGUGGUCUUUAAGGGGACCAACUACACUGAUCCUGCCCUUCAGAGACCCUGGAAUUGGGAGCUUUAGCCCGUUCUCCAAGACUCAGGCCUGCUGAUCUAGGCUCUCCCCAAAACGGAAUCCAACUUCCUUCUUCUCCAUAGGUUCAGAGCACAUUCUGAACUUACUGCCCUCUAGCACUGAAGGAAUACUGAUUUGUGGGCUCCAGAGCCCCAGGCCAGUCCUAGCCCUCUGAAUGGCCUGCUAUCUUAGUACUUCUUUUAUUCCCUAGUAGGGGGUCCACAUCAGUAUUGGAGUUUGCUCCUUAACUAUUGUCCCUCCCCAUCAUAUUCCCUCUAGCUGCCCCUUUUAGAAUUUGCCCUAACCUGGGCAUUUGGGUGGAUUAAUUUUGCCUUUCCCUGUCAGAACCCCAGGAUCUAGGGUACUGUCAUCACUAGCAGAGGCUGUUCCUGCUAUUGCUUGGAGGUGAGACUCAUUAAUUCACUCCAUCCUGCCGCCACCUCCUGCACCCAUCCCUUAAAGGAGAAACAGGCCUAAAAGCAAACGGGUAAAAGCCCUGGGCCAUCUCUGUCUUCCUGUCCCUUUUCUGCCUAGUUGACACCCACUGGUGACUUCUAGGGCACUGAGGAGUGAAAGCGCCUAGGGCUGGAACAUAGCUCUGAGUUGGGUUUGUGACUCUCCCUUACCCCUGCCUCACAGGAUCGUGACUCCCUAGCCCCUGCCCUCAAAGCUUCAAGCCCCUCAGGUAGCAGCAGGAUCUUGUGAUCGUGGCCCCUUGGAGUUAAGAUGGUUUUGCAUCUAUCCAGGAGAGCCUCAGAUUCUUCCAGGUUGUAUCACCCCCAAGUUAGCAUAUUCCCAGGCUCGCAGACUCAACACAGCAGGGUGGGAGACAGCUGGGCACAGAGGGGAGAAUUCCGUUCAGCAUGGGCUCUGAACCCAGAAAACUGACAGCCCUUGCUUCCUCACCCCUCCUCAGGCUCCUGCGAGCAUGUCCCUUAGUUCCUUAUCCUUGCCUGUCCCACACUGGGGACAGCACUUUCUCCCCAUUUCCCCCUUCCUGCCAUACCCAUCCCUUGAAAGGUUCUCCCUGCAGUGGCAUUGGAUAGCCUGUCCCUGGGGCAACUGAGCCCUGACCCAGCUCUUGGCUGGCACCAUGAGAAGGAAGCUCAGUGCCCUGCAGUGCCCCUGUUGAAAAGAACUGUUUUUAUUAACUGAAUGAUUAUGAGGUUUUUUUUUUCAUGGACCAAAAUUUUUUUUUGUACUGUCCCCUUAUUGAUGUCACCCAGUUUUAAUAAAAGAAUCUUCUGAA